AUGAAAUGUGAAUCAUGGAUUCAGUCGCAUCCAGUAUCUAGUGAAUGGCAUGGUGACAUUUCAUCUCAACCGAACGAGAAAAGCUUUAUAUUUUAUAAAAAAUCUUUAACGUUGAGAUGUUUUCUUGGUCGCGAACCUCUCGUCCGAAAACAAAUAAAUACAUUCAAUAUCACACGAACCGCCUCUCUCCCCCUCCCUCUCUCUGCAACUUCUCCGGAAAUUUUUAGGUAUAAAGUGUUUAAGAACAUGAAGAUCGACACGAGCCCAUUAGUUUCAUCCCACCAACGCAAUCAAAUCUUUGUCAAGUUCGUCGUUUCUUUUCUUCUGAUAGGUCUCGCCUUCCGUCUCCUCGUCUCAAAUUCCUUCAUCACCUCUCCAGUUUCCGAUGUCCAAACCUCACCGGAAUCUCCCCCUUCGGAUCUCUCCGUCGGUCCUCCUCAAGCUUCGGUGCCUGUCGAUUUCAGCAUUGCUUCACAAAAUGCUUCAGCACAGUGUGAUAUCUUCACCGGAGCAUGGGUUCCGGAUCCAUCGGGGCCGGUAUAUACUAACAUCACCUGCCGUCAUAUCCAAGAUUAUCAGAACUGUUUGAGGAACGGACGUCCGGAUGUGAAUUACCUUUUCUGGAGAUGGAAACCCCGAGACUGCGAUCUUCCGAGGUUCAGUCCCGAGCGGUUUCUCAACACCGUGAGGAACAAAUGGUGGGCUUUCAUCGGCGACUCGAUCUCACGUAACCACGUCCAGUCUCUGCUCUGCACUCUCUCACAGGUAGAGGAGGCAGAUGAAGUAUACCACGACAAGGAAUACAAAUCAAAGAUAUGGAGAUUCCCAUCUCACAACUUCACCCUUUCAGUGACUUGGUCACCUUUCCUUGUAAAAGCCAAGACCUUUGAAGAUCCAGAUGGUGUUUCCUCGGGAGAUAUCCAGCUCUACCUCGACCAGCUCGACGGUAAAUGGACCGACCAAUACCAUAACUUUGACUAUGUCGUUAUCUCCGGUGGUAAAUGGUUCCUCAAAACCACCAUAUACCACGAGAACAACACUAUCACUGGCUGCCAUUACUGUCAGAGAAAGAACAACCUGACUGAACUUGGCUACGAUUACUCCUACCGCAAAGCCCUCCGGCUUGUUUUCAACUUCGUUUCACAGUCCAACCACAAACCCCUCGUCCUGUUCCGUACAACAACUCCUGAUCAUUUUGAGAACGGAGAAUGGAACAGCGGUGGGGUGUGUAACAGAACAAUGCCCUUUCGGGAAGGCGAGGCCGAGCUGAAGGAUGUGGAUACCGUGAUGAGGGAGAUCGAGUUAGAGGAGUUCCAGAAAGCGGGUGAAGGUUCUGGAACUGGGGAGAGCGGUGGAUCCCAUGUGAGACUGUUGGAUACAACGAUUAUGUCGUUGGACCGACCGGAUGGUCAUCCGGGGCCGUACAGGCAUUUGAAUCCGUUCGCCGGUGUGAAAGACAAGACAAACCAAGUUCAGAACGAUUGCCUGCACUGGUGCUUACCGGGUCCCAUUGAUUCCUGGAACGAUCUGCUUAUGGAGUUGAUGCUUAACCCGAAUCGGUGUAAAAGAUGAUGUAAACACGAAAACAUUUUGAAUUUGAUGAUUCAUCAUGAUGAUGAUUAUGGCCUUGUCCGAGGGAAGAAAUGUUCUAGCGAGUGUAGAUAUUGUGUUUUCGUGUACAAUAAAUCAUUUGGCACUUGUUUUCUA
This is a messenger RNA of Tarenaya hassleriana, 1707 nucleotides long. Its product is annotated as protein trichome birefringence-like 25. The transcript is spliced from 4 exons. Gene Ontology annotation, molecular function: O-acetyltransferase activity. Bases 1 to 1572 code for a protein of 523 amino acids. NCBI's taxonomy places the organism in Eukaryota, Viridiplantae, Streptophyta, Magnoliopsida, Brassicales, Cleomaceae. Gene Ontology annotation, cellular component: Golgi apparatus. The record is from RefSeq and is a predicted model, not a curated record.